Molecule: messenger RNA, 954 nt
Organism: Hemicordylus capensis (graceful crag lizard)
Lineage: Eukaryota; Metazoa; Chordata; Lepidosauria; Squamata; Cordylidae
Product: olfactory receptor 13G1-like
Exons: 1
Coding region: 1-954 (317 amino acids)
Biological process (GO): G protein-coupled receptor signaling pathway
Cellular component (GO): membrane
Molecular function (GO): olfactory receptor activity; G protein-coupled receptor activity
Source: RefSeq, a predicted model, not a curated record
AUGGAAACACAGAACCAGUCAUCCAUUAAAGACUUCAUCUUGCUAGGCUUAUCAAACUCCCCUGGACAUCAAGGAAUCAUCUUUUGGGGAUUCACUUUCAUCUAUUCAACAGCUUUGGUAGCCAACUUCCUCUUUAUCCUCACCAUAAGCAGCUGCAGCAAACUCCACACCCCGAUGUAUUUCCUGCUCAUCAAUUUGUCCAUAGCAAACAUGUUCUGCAUCUCAGUGACAAUUCCUAAGAUGCUUCAGGCUACUUUGUCUCCGAGGAAGACCAUCUCCUUUUCUGGCUGUAUGGCACAAGUCUGCCUUUUCUUAUGGGCUUUGGGAACAGAGCUCUUGCUCCUCUCGUUUAUGGCCUUUGAUCGCUAUGCUGCCAUCUGCCACCCUUUGCAGUACACUAUCAUCAUGAGGAGGGAAGUGUGUGUUGGGGUAGUAGCUGCAGUAUGGGUGACUGGGAUGGUUAAUUCGGCAGUUCACACCGGACUUGUACUCCAGCUUUCCUUCUGCAACUCCAGGGUCAUCAACCACUUCUUCUGCAAUCUGCCUCCAUUGCUGGCACUCUCUUGCUCAGACAUCAGCCUCAAUGAAAUCAUGGCAUAUGUAUCUGAUGCUUUCAUCUCCAUGGGUAGCUGUACAUUGACUUUAACAUCAUAUGUACUCAUUUUGAUAACCAUCAGCAGAAUCCAGUCUGCUGAGGGGAAAAAGAAAGCCUUCUCCACUUGUUCUUCUCACCUCCUGGUGGUCAUCUUUUACUUUUCCACCAUCAUCUACACAUACAUCAGGCCCACCUCAUCCUCUUCUCUAGAAGAGGACAAGGUACUUGCUAUCCUGUAUACAGUGGUGACCCCAGUGCUCAAUCCUGUCAUAUAUUCCCUGAGAAAUCAAGAUGUUAAGGAGGCCCUGAAGAGGCUCACAGGUAGAUUCAUACCAAGAGCUAGCCUGGUGUAUGGUUAG